Molecule: messenger RNA, 579 nt
Organism: Babesia ovata
Lineage: Eukaryota; Apicomplexa; Aconoidasida; Piroplasmida; Babesiidae
Product: ribosomal protein
Exons: 2
Coding region: 1-579 (192 amino acids)
Biological process (GO): maturation of SSU-rRNA from tricistronic rRNA transcript (SSU-rRNA, 5.8S rRNA, LSU-rRNA); translation
Cellular component (GO): cytosolic small ribosomal subunit; ribosome
Molecular function (GO): structural constituent of ribosome
Source: RefSeq, a predicted model, not a curated record
AUGGGUAUUUCUCGCGACAGUCGCCACAAGCGCCGUCUUACCGGUGGGCGCUUCCCCGUGCACAAGAACAAGAGAAAGCACGAAUUGGCCAGGCCUGCAUCCAACACCAAGCUCGGAACCAAGCUGGUUCGCAAGGUUCGCUGCCGCGGUGGAAACUUGAAAUUCAGGGCGCUGCGUCUCGACUCCGGCAACUUCUCAUGGUCCACCAAAAAUGUCUGCAGGAAGACCAGGAUCAUGGAUGUCGUGUACAACGCCAGUAGCAACGAGUUGGUGCGCACUAAGACCCUCGUGAAGAACUGCCUGGUCACUAUCGAUGCCACUCCUUUCAAGAUCUGGUUCAAAAACACGUACGGCUUUGACCUCGUUAAGCCAAAGGGUGAGGCUGCCGAGGAAACCGAUGACAGCAAGGACGCCAGCAAGCUUGUGUCUAAAUCGCUUCUUGAACAGUUUGCCUCGGGUCGUCUGAUUGCAUGCAUCAGCUCCCGCCCCGGUCAAACCGGAAGGUGUGACGGUUACAUCCUCGAGGGAGAUGAGCUGAACUUCUACCGCAAACGUAUGGACAAGAAGAAGCGUGCAUAA